AUGUGUCUCAUUCUAUCGACAAUCCCUGCUGCUGCCGAUGAAGAACCGAAAUCCACACCAACAAUUGACGAGGCAUUACAGAUAAAAGAGAUCGAGUUUGAAGGGAUAAUGGAGGACUCAGAGGGUUUAAUUAAAAGUAUCAUACAAACCCGUGUUGGCGAGGAAAUCUCUCCUUACCAGUUAUCGCAGGACAGCAAAAACCUUUAUAAGGAUACCGGCUUUUUCGAGGAGAUUCUCGUUGAUGUCGAACCUGCUGAAGGGGGCGGAUUAAAGGUCAUUUAUCGACUCAUCCCAAACCCUAAAAUUGAGGGCAACAUCAACAUUAUCGGCAACGAGCAGUUGAAAUAUAAAAAAAUAAAAGAAGCAAUCAGUCUGAAACCGGGAGAACUUUUCAAUGGGCAGCGUCUCUGGAGAAGCAAACAGAAUGUCCUGAAAACGUACAAAGAAGCAGGUUACUAUUUGGCAGAGGUCCAAACGCAUAAGGAUAUUAAUUCCGACGCCAAUACAAUAGCCGUAACAUUUGAGAUCACCGAAGGACAACGGAUUAAAGUCCAAGAAAUCAACUUCAUCGGUAACGAUAAUCUCUCACCAAAAUCACUGAGCAAGCAGAUGAAAACCCGCACAGGCAAGCAUUUUGAUGAGAUUUUCUUUGAGGAAGAUCUGACCAUUCUAGUUCGAUACUACCAAGACGCGGGAUUCAACCAAGCAAGAAUUUCUAAGCAUGAAAAACGAUUUUCCGAUGAUAAAACAGAACUAAUGCUCGACAUCACUAUUGAUGAAGGUCCCCAGUUUAUCGUUGGAAAGUAUACCGUCGAACUCACGCACUCUGAGAAACCCGCGUUUUCUGAAGAGAAGAUUCGUGAUAUAUUGAGCCCGGCUGAAGGAGAAAUUUUUAAUCGCGGAGAGUUCGAGGCGACACUUGCGGAGAUUGAGGGAGAAUACCAAAACAAAGGAUACCUGCUGUCACAAGUGGACGCAUCUCCCAAUUUUGAUGAAAUCAGCGGUAUUGUGGACCUGACACUAAACAUUAACGAAGGUGAUGUCAUCGUCAUUGGCGACGUGCAUAUCAACGGUUUAGAAAAAACAAAGGACAACGUCAUCCGACGCGAGCUGGACCAACUGGAUAUCAAGCCCGGAGAAUUUUACGACGUGCAGGCGCUACGGAAAGCACGGCAGCGAGUCUUUCGGAUGGGACCGUUUAUUCGGAAUGUUGAGUUCGUUCCGAGUAAUUCUGAAGGUGCUAUCCGAGAUCUGAUUGUCACCAUCACAGAAUCACCACGCACCGGUCUACUCAGUCUUGGUGGGGGCUACGGCACAGAAGGUGGCAUCUUUGGGGUAGCACAGAUUGGUGAAAACAAUCUCUGGGGACGCGCCUUUCAGGUGCACCUGAAAGGUGAGCUAGGUGCUCGCGAUCGGCAUACCGGCGAACUUCGCUUCAGCACCCCCUGGAUCUUGGGGACACCAACCCGUUUCAGUACUAGCCUAUACAACACCCAGCGCACGCAUCGAUACUAUGGUUCAAUCUUUCGCGAUCGGGGUUACGAUAGAUAUACCUAUAAGCGUGUCGGCGGUUCUCUAACGUUUGGACGUCCGAUCUCCAAAAAUACAGACCUGUCAAUUCGUCUCAAAAAUGAAUCUGUCGAUGCAAGCGGAUCGGGCGUAACAACUAUCGAAGAUCGCCUCACCCGCAGUAUAACUCUCAGCCUCGGCAGAGACACACGCGACUAUCAGCGAAGUGUCCAUGAACCUGUAUCCGGCUCACACAACAGCCUUUCUUAUGAAUACGCCGGUGGAUUCUUCGGUGCGGACAAUAAGUUUCAGAAGUAUUCCGCAGAUUCAAGUUGGUUCCUCACCAGUUGGUUUAACCACGUCCUAGCCGGCCAUGUGCGGACAUCAUACCUCAGUAGCCAAAGUACCGAUUGGAGAUUCCUAUACUAUGAGCGCUACCGGCUCGGCGGAAUCGACACAGUCCGCGGUUAUGAGGAUUUUGAAAUCUUUCCCAUUAACGCGAACGGCGAGAUCAACUUUAACGGCGGCAACAAAGUCCUCUAUGCAAAUUUGGAAUAUCGCAUCCCAUUCGCAAACCAGUUGACCGGCGUCCUGUUCUUUGAUAUAGGACAGGUAUGGGAUGAAAGCAUUACGAACGUCUUCAACGAAUUUCAACUCAAGAAAGGCGCGGGCGUUGGUAUUCGCUUUGAUCUGAUGGGCAUGCUGGCACGCCUUGAAUGGGGCUAUGGAUUUGAUCGAACAGUUGAAGGAGGUUUUGGUGCCGCGGCAGAAAACAACUUUAAGCUAGGUGUUGUUGACACACAAAGGGUAUUUGAGAAUUUUACAAAAGCCCAAGAAGCCAAUGAGAUUCUGAGAGCUGCCCAAGAUCGGCUGACAAAUGAACUCAAAGGCAUUCAGCAAGAGAUCGGCACGAUGGAGGAACGCCUGGAGAAGCAGAGGCUGUUUCUUGACGCUUCUGAAACUCAGACGCUGGAAGCUGAUAUUCGUCUCAAAGGGCAAGAACUCCAAGGUAAAUUGGAAAUUGGUCAAGAAUCAAUUAUGGCGAAACGCGAGGAAUUGCUUGCACCGCUAACACAGGACAUAGAGAAUCUGCUUCAGCAAGUCGGUGAGAGUGAAGGAUAUAGCCUUAUCCUUGAGAAACGUCUGGUGACACUUUAUGUCGAUCCAAAGUAUGAUUUGACCGAGAAGGUCCUGACGCUGCUAAACGACGCAUACGAAAAAGAAAAAUCGAAGGACGCUCAACAAUCGGCAACUCCCCCUGAAACAGAGACAGGAAAGGAAGGGGAAAAGAGUAACUAA
Molecule: messenger RNA, 2808 nt
Organism: Geodia barretti
Lineage: Eukaryota; Metazoa; Porifera; Demospongiae; Tetractinellida; Geodiidae
Source: the annotation of a GenBank genome assembly